Molecule: messenger RNA, 4306 nt
Organism: Zingiber officinale
Lineage: Eukaryota; Viridiplantae; Streptophyta; Magnoliopsida; Zingiberales; Zingiberaceae
Exons: 4
Coding region: 346-3957 (1203 amino acids)
Source: RefSeq, a predicted model, not a curated record
AUAAUCCACCGACCGCGCCUCGCCGCCAAUGGCGGUGGGUGGAGGGCGGUGAUCGAUCAACUUUCCGGCGUAUUUUCAGUACUUGCGUGCCACUAUUUCUGCUUUUAUUUCUUUUUCUUUUUCUCUGCCGUGGAAUUCAAUAGAAUAGUUAAUAAAGUGGAGUUGUAAGCCACUCGCUUUUGAGCUUUUCCCGUUCUGUUUUCAGCCGACCAUUAAAGCUGGAUUAAAUGGGAGGAAUCCCUCUCGCUCCCGACCUUUCCCGUCUCCUCCGAUCUUACUUCGAGUAUCUGUGGAUCGGAUCGUGAUACUACUGAUAUAAACACAAAAAGAAGAAAAGGCCCUAACAUGAUUGAUCUAUCGAGUGAUGCUUAUCAACUUUUCUUCCUUGCUACCAGCUUGUUAGAGAAGCUAGAAGGAGAAGAUAUGGAAACCAAGAGAAAGGAAAUUAAAUUGCAUUUUGCAAAAUCAUUGAUUCUGUGCAUUCGGACAAUAGGCCGAGUUUUUCAUUAUCAUCUUCUUAUGUCUAUUGUGGUGUUUUUCUUGCUUGUAUUUUAUUGGUCAUUUCCUUCUCUGUUUACCUUUUUGGUUUCUUCUUCUCCUGUCAUUGUCUGCACUACACUUCUACUUGGGCUCCUCUUGAGCUACGGAGAACUUAACAUACCUGAAAUUGAGGAAGAGCAUAUUUGGGAUGAUGGUUGUAUGGACAUUGUGAGCUCUACAAAUUACCUAUGUGUCCAGGAGACAGAGAACCUAUCAAUUGGGAACCAUGUGGAUAGUAAUGAGGAUGAACUUCAUUUGAGGGAGACAGAGAUUCAAGAAGAAAAGGAUAUUGUAGACGUGGAUAAUUUUCAAACAACAAAAACCUAUGAAGAAAACAAGAAGCCUGAUGCUCUUAUGAUCAAAAUUUCAUCAGGUGAGGAAGUCAAACAAGAGAGUCAUGUUUUGGAGGAUGUUUUGAACCAAGAACUUCAAGGUCAGUGUUUUUAUUCAUACAGAAAUCUUUGUGUUGAUGAGGUAGGUGGUGUAACAGAAAUGGGCAAAAAUGCAAUACCUUUUUGUAUUGCAAAUUUACAAGAAACCGAGAAUUCUAAUUUGGAGAUUCAUAAGCCUGCCUUGGACCAUCAUUUUGACUCUCCUCUAGGAUUGCCUUUGCAGUCUGUUGAAGAUCAUCAUGCUCCUUUGGAUGGUGAAUCAGAUGGGACAGAGAGUUGCUCUCCUGAUGUUCCUCUGGAUGACAUCAUUCCAAUGCUUGAUGAACUCCACACUAUUCUAAAUUCUGAUCUUCCUGAGCAUACUUCUAUUGCCAAGUUAGAUGCAAUAUCUGAACAGACACUGGCGGAUCAUGAAACUGACAAUAAUAUUAUUUCUGAAAAAGAUGGUGAAGCACAAGAGGCCAAAGAUGAUGGUAGUGAUGCUGCAGGGAAAUGGACAGAAGGUGAUCAGAAGAGUGUGAUGGAUCUUGGGUCUUCUGAAUUGGAAAGGGAUCGUAGGUUAGAAAGUUUAAUAGCAAAGCGAAGAGCAAGGAAGAAUCUUACCUUUAGGAUGGAAAGAAAUCUUAUUGACUUGGUUGAGAAUGACUCUUUGCUUCGCAUAAAUGAGCUAUCACACUUUCGCAUCCAAGUCCCCUCAAGAAGGAAUCCCUUCAAUAUGUUGAAUGACUCGAGGGAAACUAUGGAUUUUCCUCCAGUUCCAGGUUCGGCUCCAUCAUUGCUACCAGGAAAAAGUCUUUUCGAUGUUUUCUAUGACCAGCAAGAUCAAGACAGCAGUCUCGAUGUUCGAAAUUGUGAUUGGGAUUUUGUGCCUCCUUCACACCAUGAGACCUUGUUUAGGAGUGACACCUUCGGCUUUGGAAGGAGGCACUUUCAGCAAGAGAGAUAUAAUUCCAGGUUAAAACCUUAUUUUACUUCAGAGAGGGAUCUGGAGGGAAAUUCUACUUUCAACAGACAAUUCAGUGAAAAGAGCCAAGCAAAAGUGAUUGAUAUUUCAGAUUCAGAUACAGUUUCUUCAGCCAUUGGUCAGGAGAAUCAGAGAGAUUUAGAGAAACUGGAUGUGAGUAGAAAAGUUGAAUCGUCAUCUCUUGCUAAACAGGAUACUGAAGCAGAGGAUCAUGAAACUCCUUAUGAGGCAGAACCAGAAGAUACUGAAGAAGGGAAGUGUGAACAUCUAAUCAAGGAUGGAUAUGACUACAAAAUUGCAGAGCCUAUCUAUGAUUCUAGUCCACCAGCCAGUGGAAACUCUCUUUAUAAAGAAUCAGCAUUUGAUGAAGCUUUGCAAGAUUCAGGUCAACUUGGUGAUGCUGAUUCUUCACUAGAGUUUAACAUGAGAAUGGAUUCCGUAAAAGUAUCUAGUCCAAGGGCAUUGGAAAUUGCAGUUGCCUCCGAAAAAGUAUCUAGUCCAAGGGCAUUGGAAAUUGCAGUUGCCUCCGAAACUGCAGACUUUAUAUCAAGUAGUGCAAACAUUGAAGAGUCAGGAUCUAUCAGUAUGGAGCCUUCAACAUCUUCCUGGACUUCUGUAUCUAAUGAUGAAAAAGUGAGAACAAAGGAGUUUGAUGACAUUAACCAAUAUGAUGAUGCCAAAAUUGGUAAGUCAGCUACUCAAGAAGAUUCCAGUGAUCUGGCCUCUUCUGUGAUACAGGAGAUGCAAACGGCGCAGUGUGUCAAUGACCCAAAUGAGCUUCAUCAGAUCCAUGUGGAUGUGAGCUGUGGAAUGGAAGGCCGCGAUAUGGCCGAGAUAUUCUUGUCUGAUGGUUCAGUUUCAUCUGAAUUUCAGAAAGGGUUGCCAUCGCCGUUUGUUCAUGUCGAUGUUGAUGAAUGUCAAAGCAGCAUAUUGGACUUAUCUUCAAUCUCUGAAGAGAAUCAAGAACAUUUGGAACAAAAAAUAGAUAACCUGAGUUGCACAGAUGUUUUAAGUUCAAGCAGAGAACUGUCUUCUGAUCAUCGAGUAGAACUGAUGGUUCAUAAGGAUGACUGGUAUGAAGAUAUUAUUUCUGAUUCGAAAAGUUCUUUUGAGCAUGACUUCAGUUUGUCCAAAGACAGAUCUAGUCUGAUUGUUGGUACUUUAGAUAACCAAUUCUCCAAAGACAGCUUCGGUAUGCCACAAGAGGUGGAUUCAGAAAUCAACCAAACUGAAAUUGUAGGAGCACAUAUUUUGUCUCCACUUGGUUCUGAAGGUAACAAUGAAGAGACUGUUUACAAUCCUACGAUUCAUUUUUUGGAGACCAUCUUGGUUAGAGGAGUUGAUUCAGAGUCUAGUCAGCUAUCUGAAGAGGACAUCAGACCCAGUGUUUUGGAGUUAGACAUUGACAAUCCCUCAGCAGCCGAACUUCUUCAGUCAAGUGAAAUAGGUACAACUCAGCAAACUGUGUCCCAAUCUAUGACAGAUUCAGAACUUACAGUCAUUGAAGCAAGAUCGAUUGAGGAAAUCCACUCAUAUGUUAAGAAAUUUAGUGAAGAAAGUCCAAAUAAGCAUGUACCACAAUUUACAACUGACUCAAAGCUUCCAGUCAUUGAAGAAGCAAGAAGAUCAAAUGAAGAAAGCCUAAGAAAACGAAUAUAUCAAACUAUAGAAGAGUCAGAGUUUUCAGUUGUUGAAGCGAGAACUGAUGAAGGUAUCCACUUAUAUUUUGAGCAAAGUGGUGAAGAAAGAGAAAGCAAACCUAUACAUCAUGAUGAUGGAUCUCAAUACUUAUUCAGUAAUGUCGAUAUGGAUACAAAAUUGAGGAAAUCUGACUUGCAUGUUGUUGAAGCCAAGUCAAUUGAAGAUAUAGAUAUGGCUUAUAUCCAGCUUUCUCACAUUACGAGCAAGGAAUACCUAGAAGCAAUCAAAACUGGGGUUCUCGAAGUGUGUGCCUCCGAUGACAUUAGUUUGGAUUUAAAGAAACAUUUUUCUGCUCAAACUGGCUCAAGCAUAGAAACAGGAAAUGUUGGUGAAAAAAAUCAAGAGAAGAUUAAGUAUUGAGUGAGAUUGCUGACUCGACCAGAAGAAACAGAAGAAACAAUAGAAAUUUCUGUGUGAUGUUCAAGUGCAAGUUCUAGCUAGCGAUUCUGAUAUCCUUUAAGCAAGCAAUAUUAAGAUUAAGGUAAUAUCUCAGGCACAGUGAUCACAUAGUUUUUUGGAGGUGGUCUUUGCGUUUGGGAUUAUAAUGCAAAUGUUUCCUUUAUGGAUUAAAUUCAUUAGGGGUGUCAUAUUUUCUUCUGAUUCAUUUUUUUUUUUGACUAGAAAUUCACGGUUAAGUGGAUUUUACAUGUAUUAUUUUUUACUCGUCGAAGACUGGCAUGAGAAUAUAAAUUCUACAGAGGAGCCUUUA